AUGGAGGAUAGAAAGCGGCCUGCCAUCAGCAGCGCCGAUGAAAUAGCUCCUCCGAGUAAAAGAGUUGCUGUCAAUGGCUCAAAGGCAAAGGAUGACCCCCUUGAUAUGAAGGAGGAAAGCUGGGUUGAGACCUACACCAAGGGCGCUAUCUACCGGCAGAUGCAAGAAUACAGUCGCAAGGCUUCGACAUACGAGUCACGCCUCGAAGAGCUCCAUAAACGAUCUGUUCAUCAUGAUGACCAUUUGAGGCUAAUUGAUGCUUGGUGGCGACAGGUUCUCGAUGAAUUGGAACUUCUGUCAGAAUCGGACGUCAAUUCACAAACACCCUCAGAGCCUCCAUAUCUCAGUAGUGUCUGUUUCAAGGACCUUCACGACUUCCAGAAACAUCUAUCGGAAAAGGGCAAAGCGAUCAAAUCGAGAGCCGAAGCGCUACUUGGGCGCCUGGCUUCUUCACGAGGCAAGAUUGAACCCGACGCUGCCAAGUUGGAGAACAAGCUUGCAAGCUUGCUGGCUGCUCAGAAGGAAUAUCUUUUCAAACUGGACCGCUUGAAGACCGAGAAGGACCAACUGUCAGAACAACUCAAUGCUGCGACUUUACGUUAUUUCAAAGCGGAAAAGAAACUCGAUCGUGCGAAGAGCGCCCAAGUUCAAAAGAUGGAACAACAAGCAUUCGCCAAUGCUACUCGACCUUCCGCCUCUGGCGACGCUAAUGCCGAUGCUGGUGAGACAAAUGGAAACUCAGGCGAGCUACUUCUCAAAUACGAGGAGGCGACUGCAGCAGCUACCAAGCAAAAGGAACAACUCGAUGUUAUUCUCGCCGAGAUCAAGACUCUACAGGACGAAAAUUCGACUCUCAAGGCGAAAAGAGAUACCCUGACGGACGAGGAUUUCAUUCGGACCGACGUCUUUAAACAAUUCAAGAACCAGAACGAGGACCUGAUAAAACGUAUCAAUACGCUUGAGGCUACAAACAAGCAACUACGAGAAGAGGCGGAGAAGUUGCAGGCGGAGCGAUCAAUUUUUCGAACCCAACUCGAAGCAGACGCAAAUCAGGUGACGCAGGAGCUUGAAGCUGAGAUCAUAUCAAGGGACCAGGAUCUGGCUCGAGUGCGUUCAGCCCGAGACGAGUUGCUGGCGGAGACGACGCAACAUAAAGCUAGGCUAGAUCAGGAGCGAGCAUCAGUUGAGCAGGUGAAGGCAUUAGCAUCUGCCAAGGAGGACAGAAUCACAGCUCUCGAAUCGCAGCUCUUGCGUCUUCAGCAGACCGAGGACCAGCAAGCAGUCAACCCGGAUAUCGAAGCGCUUACCGUGGAGGAACUUCGCUUGAAGUAUACAAAGCUACAGCAAGAUUUUAAUUCGAUCAACCUAGAGUUGCCUGCCAUUGAAAAGGCAUACAAGAAGAUGAAGGAUCUUGCUCAUAGGAAGGCAAUGGACUUCAGCGCUACAGAAGAGCGCAUGUCGAUGUUGAUCGCUGAGAAGAGCAAGGCCGACCAAAAAUAUUUUGCUGCCCGAAAAGAUGCGGAUACGCGAAACAACGAGAUACGAUCAUUGCGACACCAGAACAGCAAGAGCUCAGAAAUUAUCGCACAGCUUAAGGAUCUUGAGUCGCAGAACCGCACGCUGCUGGGCAAUUUAGAGAAGCAGUUGACCGACCUAAAGCAGUCAAAUGCUUCCCUGAUGACCGAGAACAAGAAGAUGGAAGCAAUGAGUUUUGACGCCGUCCGACGUACCGAGUCUUUGAACAAGCAAGUUGCUGACCUGACGAACUUGGUCAAGUCAAAGGAUGCCGCGUCUGCCGUGGUUCGCGAGCGCAACGUUAUGCAAGAAGCAGAGGUGGAGAAGAUGAAAGUACGACUUGAACAUGCACAAAAGGAUCGCGACAAUUGGAAGAACAAGGCGCUGAGUAAUUCUUCCGAAGAGGAAGAAAUGCUUCGAACGUUUGCUUUAUGUACGGUCUGCCGCAAUAACUUCAAGAACACAGCCUUGAAGCAGUGCGGUCACUUGUUCUGUAGCCAGUGUGUUGACGAUCGCAUCUCUAACCGCAUGCGCAAAUGUCCCACUUGCUCUCGUGCUUUUGAUAAGAUGGACGUUAUGCCUGUUCACCAUUAA
Molecule: messenger RNA, 2109 nt
Organism: Fusarium coffeatum
Lineage: Eukaryota; Fungi; Ascomycota; Sordariomycetes; Hypocreales; Nectriaceae
Exons: 5
Coding region: 1-2109 (702 amino acids)
Cellular component (GO): HULC complex; nucleus
Molecular function (GO): ubiquitin protein ligase activity
Source: RefSeq, a predicted model, not a curated record